Poeciliopsis prolifica (blackstripe livebearer) is the source of this 3470-nucleotide messenger RNA. It is a transcript of the gene fam20cb, whose product is annotated as FAM20C golgi associated secretory pathway kinase b. Gene Ontology annotation, molecular function: protein serine/threonine kinase activity. The transcript has 11 exons. NCBI's taxonomy places the organism in Eukaryota, Metazoa, Chordata, Actinopteri, Cyprinodontiformes, Poeciliidae. Gene Ontology annotation, cellular component: Golgi apparatus. Gene Ontology annotation, biological process: protein phosphorylation. The record is from RefSeq and is a predicted model, not a curated record. Bases 632 to 2278 code for a protein of 548 amino acids.
CUCUCUCUCCUCCAAUCUGCGCGCGCUGACGCGUUAAAGGCUCCAGCUUCAUCCUCCUCCUCAUCGUCAUGUUUACCCCGGACCCCCCGCCCCCUCCCUCUCUCAGUCUCUCUCCUCUCGGUGACUCGGUUCUGGUUCUGCUCUCCAGCUGCAGUCAUCGCGCCGCGUCGCGGCUUUUCACGGGACGUGGAGAGCAGCUCUGAUUUCCGGGGACUUUCCACUCUAAGGUGACGUUUCUCCUCCAGAACCGGACCGCUCCGCUUCCUGUUUGGCUUCUGAACCUUCUGGAGCGGGACGGAGAGAGCCGAGCCGAACCGAGCUGAGCCGCGCGCGCUGCCAGGUCCGGAAGGGACCCGACGGGAUCGUGGGUCCGCUACGUGUUUCCUGUUGAUCCACGCAGGGAAGAGACGCGAACAGGGCCGCGUGGAGGAGUUAGAACCGCCGGUCCGACCCGAGCCGGACCCGGGCUGUGAAGGCUGAGCCGGUCCUGAAGACGGCCAGUGGAGAUGGUUCCGACCCGCCGUCCGCGCUCCUGCUGCGGCUGGCGGCCGCUCUGAUCAGCAUCUGCAGCGAUGUGGUCAGCCUCUUCCUCUGCGUCCUCCUCAUCCUCAGCGACCCGACCCACCUGAAGAUGAUUCUGCUGCGCCGGUUCCGAGUCCUCAUCCUCACCGUCUUCCUGGUGGCCUGCUCCAUGCACAUCAUGGUGGACCUGCUGCCCAAGCUGGAGCGCCAGGGCGCCGGCUGCUCCUGCUCGCACGGCCCGGCCCGGACACCGGAGCGCGGCUGGGCCGAACCGGGCUGGCCCGACAAACACACGCUGCGGAUCCUGCAGGACUUCAGCAGCGAGCCCGGAUCCAACGCGUCCUCCAGAGCCCUGGACCGGCUCCCUGUGGACGGGGCGCCGACCCCGGAGCCGCGGGGCCCGCGGGGCGACAGGAGCAGCCUCUUCCUCCAGGGGCCGGCGGCGGCCCGGUUCGGUCCGGCCCGGGGUUCGAGGCUGGCGCUCCUGUUCGAGCAUCCCCUCUAUAGACGAUCUGUCCCGCCGCUGACGGAGGAAGACACGCUGUUCAACGUGAACACGGACAUCCGGUUCGACCCCAAAACAGCGGAAGACCAGGCAUGGACCGGCGAGGGCGCCGACGACGAGCCGAGCCCGACGGCCGAGCCGCCGGUCGAGUCGUACCCCAACUGGCUGCGCUUCCACAUCGGCAUCAACCGCUACGAGCUUUACGGCCGGCACAGCCCGGUGGUGGAGGCGCUGCUCAGGGACCUGCUGACCCAGAGGAUCACCAGCGUGGCCAUGAAGUCUGGAGGAACGCAGCUGAAGCUCAUCAUGACCUUCCACAACUACGGCCAGGCGCUCUUCAAGCCCAUGAAACAGACCCGGGAGCAGGAAACCCCGCCUGACUUCUUCUACUUCUCUGACUUUGAGAGACACAACGCAGAGAUCGCCGCCUUUCACCUGGACAAGAUCCUUGACUUCCGCCGAGUCCCUCCAGUCGCUGGCCGGCUGCUCAACAUGACCAAAGAGAUCCGAGACGUAACCCGAGACAAGAAGCUGUGGAGAACCUUCUUCAUCUCCCCAGCCAACAACGUGUGUUUCUACGGCGAGUGCUCCUAUUACUGCUCCACUGAGCACGCUCUGUGUGGGAAACCCGACCAGAUCGAAGGAUCGCUGGCCGCCUUCCUGCCAGACCUCGCCCUGGCCAAGCGCAAGACCUGGAGGAACCCCUGGAGGCGCUCCUACCACAAGCGCAAGAAGGCAGAGUGGGAAGUGGACCCGGAUUACUGCGAGGAGGUGAAGCAGACGCCGCCGUACGACAGCGGCUCGCGGCUGCUGGACGUCAUGGACAUGACGGUCUUUGACUUCCUGAUGGGAAACAUGGACCGGCACCACUACGAGACGUUUGAGAAGUUCGGAAACGAGACGUUCAUCAUCCACCUGGACAACGGCAGAGGCUUUGGGAAACACUCUCAUGAUGAGAUGUCCAUCCUGGUUCCUCUGCUGCAGUGCUGCAGGGUCAGGAAGUCCACCCACCUGCGUCUGCAGCUGCUGGCGAAGGAGGAGUACAAGCUGUCGGUUCUGAUGGCCGAGUCCAUGACGCAGGACCGGCUCGACCCGAUUCUCAUCCAGCCUCACCUGGACGCCAUGGACCGCCGCCUGCGCCUGGUGCUGAAGGCGCUGUCCGACUGCAUCGACAAGGAGGGCUACGGCUACGUGGUGGAGGACGACCUGCAGGGGGCGCCGGGGGCCCGCAGCGGCCCCAGGACGAGGUAGCCAGGGGACUGGGUCCGACCCGCUCCCAGGAGAACCGACUGGACCGCUAUCUGAAGCCCAAACUGAGCCAGAACCACCGGGUUUCACCUGAACUCCUUAAAAUCAACAUGUAGCUUAGAACCAACCGGGUCAGAUACGGGUCGUAGGUUAGAACCGAGUCAAACCCAGAUCAUGGGCUCUGGUUACAGGGUCUGCUUCGAUUCAGAGAAUUCUGAGGGAAUCAAGCUUCCAAACUCACUUCCUUAGUGCCAGCUGCAGACCUUUACCACAGAAGAAGAGCUGGAGCUGCAGACCUUUACCACAGAAGAAGAGCUGGAGCUGCAGACCUUUACCACAGAAGAAGAGCUGGAGCUGCAGACCUUUACCACAGAAGAAGAGCUGGAGCUGCAGACCUUUACCACAGAAGAAGAGCUGGAGCUGCAGACUUUUACCACAGAAGAAGAGCUGGAUCAAAAUGAGGUUAUUUUGUAAACUGUUUUUUUAAUCUGAUUUCUGCUGAUUCUGCCGUGUCAGCGUCUUGUCGGAGGGUUCUGGUGGGAGUGCUGGUUUACUCCGGGAUCAUUUUCUCUCUAAGUUUUUACUUGACAGCGUAUUUAUUAAAGUUUAUAUUUAUUGUUUGCUCAACAACAACAAAAAUCAGAGGAAGUGAAAUGUUUUUCAUUAGAACAGUGUACUUCUCUGUGUGCCCACCAGGGGGCAGCAGCAGCAUGUGCAGCAAUCCAAGCUGUUGGUCCCUCAUGGUUCUCUCUCCUCUCUAACACUGAGUCUGUUUCCAGCAGCUGUUCAGGCCUCUUUCUGUGCAGCAGCUGAGAUUUAAACCAAAUGUGACACUAAAUCCUCUGGUUGUUUUGGUUUGAAUGUGUCUGAUGAGGGAGACGCUUCUCCGUCCUGAGCAGCAGCUGAUCUGUUGUCUCUACUCGCCUCUGGCUGGACGUUCAUAUAUUCAGUAGGAAACUCUAGUGCCUGUGCAAUGAUAGAAAUACUUGAAUGUGUGGUUUUGCUAGCUGCGGGUUCUUUGUGUGUCUGGUUCUGCGGCCGCUCGGCGUCGGCCUCAGUAGGGUGUGUGGGUGAAUUCAUGCAGAACCUGGUUCUACAGUGAAAAAGCUUCUUUUGGUUUUCUUUCACUCUUUGUUUUAUUUCUUUUUAGUUGUUUGCAUCAUGGUAUCAGUGCAAUAAAAGGAAAUCAUCAAAA